AGAACGUCCAGGAGCCGAGAAAGACACAAAAAACGGAGAAAUGGAUUUUAGAAUAUUCCAAGCACCUCAGAGUAAUCGCAAAUCACCUCAGGAAAUGAAUGCCACGUACUCCGUGGUAAUACCUUACUGACAGGUGCGUUCGCCAUUGUAGUUCAUGCACCACCGCUACGAAAUUUCGCGGGGUUGAAGCUGCCUCCGUACCGCGUCAGCAAUCCCCUCUCAUAAUCUCUGGUAGACAGUUCCACUAGUUCCAGUCUGCUUCUAACCUCGCAAAGUCGCAUCAUGGAGUGUAAAGGGUAACUCGAUAAUGUAAACACAUAAAAGACGGGAGUUUUCACAUAGGAUAGCUAUAUUUAUGGUCCUCGAGAGGAAUAUGGAGGAGGACAAGGUGGCGACUGUUGUCCUGGUCAAUGAGACCAAGGUCUUGAAUGUUACCUUCUCGUCAGGAUGGACUGCCGAGGAUUUAUGCAUAAAGGUAUGCAAAAUGAUAGAAAUAGGACCAGUUGCCAGACACCUCUUUGCUCUCCGUAAUCGUUCAACCCGCCUAUGGUACCCCCCAUCCUACAAACUAGACUCCAAAGACAAAGUAAAAUUCGAGUUUCGCUUGAGAUUCAAGCCCUCGACCCUUCAAAGACUGAAACAAAUUGAUCCCAAAGCUUACGACUACUAUUUCCAACAAGCCCGCUGUGACGUGCUUGAGAAUAAAGUCCCAGACAUAGUUUACGAGCGUCAUAAGCGUGAAUUGAUCGGCCUAGGGGUCAGUGACAUGUAUCGAGUAAUGCUGGAGAAGGACGUGCCAAGGGAAAUUGUAGAAUCGGAAUACAAAAAGUAUAUCCCCAAAGAAUGUAUCAAGCGACAUUCAUUCUUCAUUAAGAAACCAAUUCAUCAGGCUCUCUCCAAGAUCUCGGGGCCAGAUGCUUCGUAUGUGAAGGAGCAGUACCUCAAUCAAUUCCAGAUUAUGGCUCCCAACUAUCCUUACGAGGAGUACAAAGCCCUAAUGGACAAGGGCAUCCCCAACCCACCGUGUAGAGUCACCUUACGUGUGAACUCGGUUGAAGUAACUUAUUGUGAGUCAGAGAAUGCCCAGUGGACGUCUCUGUGUGCCAUUGAAGAUCUGUGUUUCAUCUCCAUCAGGCAGGACAGCACAGUGGAGAUCUCCAGAAAGAAUGGAAUUCCUUCUUACCUGAAGUUCGCCACAAAUGCUCUUCUGACAUCUUUCGUCUCGGCCCUGGAUGGCUACUACAGACUCGCAGUGAAAUGGACGUUUAAUCUUUGCAGAGAUGUCGUCACCGGGAGUCUCGAAAGACUGUUGAAGCUCAAAUGUCAUGGGCCUGUUGGGGGUGAAUUUUCGUACGCAAAGCUCGAGGAGAAGCGCUCUAACAGGACCGGGACGUUCAUUCUUCGUGAGAGUGAGACUAAGUACAAUGUUUAUUACUUGGACGCCUGUGGGAAGGAUUGUAAACCCAAGACUUAUAAGAUCGAGCAGUUGGCACCCGACGAGUUCAUUCUCUCUGAUUCUGUGAAGGUUUAUCAGUCUCUGCCACAGGUGAUAUCCUCUCAUCAUGAUCCUGAUGGCUCUUUAUACCUUGCGGAAUGUCUGCCUCCAUCUGAAUACGAUCAGUCACCACUUCUGAUUUGUGCUGUGGAGGGAGUGGGUAAUGAUGUUGCUGCUGAUGAGGAUGUCAUUGCUUCAUUGCUGGAGGGAGAUCCCAGGUGCAUCACACCUCAGCAGCUGCAAAUUUACAAGGCACAACCGUUUCCGAAAAGCUGCGACAAUGGAGAGGUCAGAAGUUCUCCAACGACUUUGUACAGGGCCAUGUGGAGGGUCAAGAAGGGGAAAAAAUUGGAGGCUGCGAUCAAAGUACUGAAGGAAGAGGAGUCCAGGCUGACCAGGGAGUUUCUCCAGAUGGCGUCGAGGUGGGGACAGUUGAGGUCAGGAUCACUUGUGAGAUUGUAUGGAUUGACUGUGGCGCCUGCAGUGGGCAUGGUGAUGGAACUUGUUAAACAUGGUCCUCUGGAUGCUUAUCUGAGGAAUACUUCUCCACAGACUGUCAAAACUGUUGAUUUGGUGGAAGCAGCUGCUGGGUUGGCUACUGCUUUGUGGUACCUGGAAGAGAGUGGUGUAGUGCACGGCAACAUUCGCUGUCGAAAGCUCCUAGUUCACGCCCAUACCGAGAACAGUUUCAUAGUGAAACUCGCGGAUCCAGGGAUGUACAGUUACACCCCAGCGGACGUGCACUGGCUGCCCCCCGAGUGCUACCUCAAUCCCGAUUCAGCUCGACGAAGUUCUCGUGCAGACGUGUGGGCCCUGGGCACAACGCUCUGGCAAAUAUUCUCAAGGGGAGCAAUCCUCCCUACCCACAGGGAUAUUGAAUCAGUAAAAAAAUUUUACGCAAGUGGAAAACGCUUGCCAAUACCCAUCGGUUGUCCCACGGACGUAUACAAGCUGAUGACCGAGUGUUGGGGAGAGCCUGAGGGUCUUCCAAAAAGGCCUCAAGCUAUCAUGAGAGACAUAAAUGGAAUUCUCUACCAAGUGUACAACUCCAGGAGGACUCACUCCUACGCUACAGCUUUUCCAAAGCUUUUCAAUGCCAAUUCUAAAACCGACGAUGACGAUGAGGAUUCAGAGGCUGUGGAGAACUCAUCCUCUGAUUGCGAAUCAAGAGCUAGUAGUAUUUUUACAGACAGAACGAGCCUUCCUUGGGACGAUCAAGAUAGUGGACGACUGAUUAGACUUUCAGAGACUGACCACGAGGCAGAGGAGGAACUCUCAGCUUACCUGGGCUGGCUGGCGGAGAAUGGUGGUGCUGGGGCCCCUCAUGACGUUACGUCAACAGGGUCAACCCACAACGGAGGGCCCUUGGGACAGAUGCAAGGCAUCUUCGAGCUCGAUGCUGAUUGUAAUGUUAUCCUUCAGGGGAGAAUAGGCCAGGGAUUCUAUGGAGAAGUCUACAGGGGAACCUUGGAGAGGGAUAAUGGAAAAGACACCGAGCCUCAACAGGUGGCCGUGAAGAAACUUAAAACCCGAGCUCUUGAGGCUGACCUGAGGGACUUUGAAAGAGAAAUUGAGAUUAUGAAGACUCUGAAGCACCAGAACGUUGUUGAGAUUUUAGGGGUUAUCUCAGAGCCUGAAGUCUGUCUGGUGAUGGAGUUCGUUAAGCAUGGGUCACUCCAGAGUUAUCUCGCUAUUCACAGGGAGACUCUGACACACAAGAGAUUGCUGGGAUUUGCUUUGGAUAUUGCCACAGGAAUGGAAUAUCUGGGGAGGAAGAGCAUUGUCCACAGGGAUCUUGCUGCCAGGAACAUCCUCGUGGCUGACGAAAAUCGAGUGAAGAUCAGUGACUUUGGAUUGGCUCAAGUCACUGGGAAGAAUGAUUAUUACAUUCUCCAGACGAACAGAGACUUACCUAUCAAGUGGUAUGCCCCUGAAAGCUUGAGGGAUGGGAAGUUUUCACCCAGGUCCGAUGUCUGGUCUUUCGGGGUGACCAUGUAUGAGACCUUUGGGCUGGGGGAGGAUCCUAAGUUGCCCGGAGUUGGGGGAACUGGAGAGAAUGAGGAGGAGGGCUCUGCUGAAUUACUUGAAGCUAUUGAGAGAGGCACUAGGCUGCCUUGUCCACCGAAUUGUCCGCAGACUGUUUAUGUUAAGCUGAUGUAUCCCUGCUGGCAUCUCCAUAGUCAUCAGAGGCCGGACUUUGCCAUGUUGUGCAAUGACAUCAGGGAUUUGAUGGGACAGUACUGAUAGGACAAUACUUGCCAUUUAUUCUUGAAAGUGACUGGAAAUUGACAUAGGAUUGUUUGCUCGAUACAAUUAGAAAAAAUGAAAAGAGCAUGAUAAGUAUUAAAAAGGUAUUUCUAUUCCAUAAAAUAAGAUGCGAAGCCUUUCAGUUUCAAUAUCUUACAGAGGAAUAAAUAUUUAUCUACCGUUUUUCAUUGGAGUUGUUACCCGAACAGCAGGAAGAUGUGAAAAAUUCAGGAGUAUUAAAUAGUAUAUUGUACAUAAUUUUUUUUGUACUCCACACGCCACAGUGCAUGUACUGCACAAGUGACAUAGAUAGAAUAUAACAAUACAAAACAAAUAAUGUAAAUAGAGUCAAAGAAUAAAUUUUGAUGUGAACAUGAUUUUAAAUUAAUGAAAAA
This is a messenger RNA of Diachasmimorpha longicaudata, 4137 nucleotides long. RefSeq names its product tyrosine-protein kinase hopscotch (gene hop). NCBI's taxonomy places the organism in Eukaryota, Metazoa, Arthropoda, Insecta, Hymenoptera, Braconidae. Gene Ontology annotation, biological process: cell differentiation; cell surface receptor signaling pathway via JAK-STAT; cytokine-mediated signaling pathway. The transcript is spliced from 3 exons. The record is from RefSeq and is a predicted model, not a curated record. Bases 356 to 3739 code for a protein of 1127 amino acids. Gene Ontology annotation, cellular component: cytosol; cytoskeleton. Gene Ontology annotation, molecular function: cytokine receptor binding; ATP binding; non-membrane spanning protein tyrosine kinase activity.